AGAGAUGCCACACUCGCUCCGCGGUUCGCAUGGCGCUCUGAAGACGCCGGCGCCCGCCGCCUUGAGGAGCCGCUGCCCCCGCUCCCUGAAGAUGGGGGAACAAUGAAAUAAGCGAGAAGAUCCCGCUUCUCCCCCCUCUCUCUCUUGCCCCCUCCCCCCCUCCCCUCCCCUCUCCCCUUGACUCCUCUCCGAGGCACCAUGCUGACCCGCCUGUUCAGCGAGCCCGGCCUUCUCUCGGACGUGCCCAAGUUCGCCAGCUGGGGCGACGGCGAAGACGACGAGCCGAGGAGCGACAAGGGCGAAGCGCCGCCACCGCCACCGCCUGCGCCCGGGCCGGGGGCUCCGGGGCCAGCCCGGGCGGCCAAGCCAGUUCCUCUCCGUGGAGAAGAGGGGCCGGAGGCCACGUUGGCCGAGGUCAAGGAGGAAGGCGAGCUGGGGGGCGAGGAGGAGGAGGAAGAGGAGGAGGAAGAAGGACUGGACGAGGCGGAGGGCGAGCGGCCCAAGAAGCGCGGACCCAAGAAGCGCAAGAUGACCAAGGCGCGCUUGGAGCGCUCCAAGCUUCGGCGACAGAAGGCGAACGCGCGGGAGCGCAACCGCAUGCACGACCUGAACGCAGCCCUGGACAACCUGCGCAAGGUGGUGCCCUGCUACUCCAAGACGCAGAAGUUGUCCAAGAUCGAGACGCUGCGCCUAGCCAAGAACUACAUCUGGGCGCUCUCGGAGAUCCUGCGCUCCGGCAAGCGGCCAGACCUAGUGUCCUACGUGCAGACUCUGUGCAAGGGUCUGUCGCAGCCCACCACCAAUCUGGUGGCCGGCUGUCUGCAGCUCAACUCGCGCAACUUCCUCACGGAGCAAGGCGCCGACGGUGCCGGCCGCUUCCACGGCUCGGGCGGCCCGUUCGCCAUGCACCCCUACCCGUACCCGUGCUCGCGCCUGGCGGGCGCACAGUGCCAGGCGGCCGGCGGCCUGGGCGGCGGCGCGGCGCACGCCCUGCGGACCCACGGCUACUGCGCCGCCUACGAGACGCUGUAUGCUGCGGCAGGCGGUGGCGGCGCGAGCCCGGACUACAACAGCUCCGAGUACGAGGGCCCGCUCAGCCCCCCGCUCUGUCUCAAUGGCAACUUCUCGCUCAAGCAGGACUCCUCGCCCGACCACGAGAAAAGCUACCACUACUCUAUGCACUACUCGGCGCUGCCUGGCUCGCGGCCCACGGGUCACGGGCUAGUCUUCGGCUCGUCGGCUGUGCGCGGGGGCGUCCACUCGGAGAAUCUCUUGUCUUACGAUAUGCACCUUCACCACGACCGGGGCCCCAUGUACGAGGAGCUCAAUGCGUUUUUUCAUAACUGAGACUUCGCGCCGGCUCCUUUCUUUUUCUUUUGCCUUUGCCCUCCCCCCUGUCCCCAGCCCCCAGAGCGCAGGGACACCCCCACCGACCCCAGCGCCGGGCGCGGGGAGCGGGCCACCGGUCCUGCCGCUCUCCUGGGGCAGCGCAGUCCUGUUACCUGUGGGUGGCCCGUCCCAGGGGCCUCGCUUCCCCCAGGGGACUCGCCUUCUCUCUCCCCAAGGGGUUCCCUCCUCCUCUCCCCCAAGGAGUGCUUCUCCAGGGACCAGUCUCCGGGCGCUCCCUGGAGACACCCCUCCCCCAUUCCCAAUAUCUUCGCUGAGGUUUCCUCCUCCCCCUCCUCCCUGCAGGCCCAAGGCGUUGGUAAGGGGGCAGCUGAGCAAUGGAACGCGUUUUACCCUCUCAUUAUUAUUUUAAAAACAGACACCCAGCUGCCGAGGCAAAAAGGAGCCAGGCGCUCCCUCUUUCUUGAAGAGGGUAGAAGUCAGGGUGCCGGAGCCCGGGCCUGGAACGCCCUCACCCCCAACCUCCAGUCUCCGCGUUUUGCGAUUUUAAUUUUGGCGGGAGGGGAAGCGGAUUGAGAGGAGAGAGAGGCCAAGAAAAUUUGUAACUAGAAUCCGUUUUUCCCUUUUCCUUUUUUUAAACAAACAAACAUACAAAA
This is a messenger RNA of Rhinopithecus roxellana (golden snub-nosed monkey), 2003 nucleotides long. It is a transcript of the gene NEUROD2, whose product is annotated as neuronal differentiation 2. The coding region runs from base 199 to 1347 and encodes 382 amino acids. The transcript is spliced from 2 exons. Lineage: Eukaryota; Metazoa; Chordata; Mammalia; Primates; Cercopithecidae. The record is from RefSeq and is a predicted model, not a curated record. Gene Ontology annotation, biological process: nervous system development; regulation of DNA-templated transcription. Gene Ontology annotation, molecular function: protein dimerization activity.